Hyaloscypha bicolor E is the source of this 1044-nucleotide messenger RNA. RefSeq lists its product as uncharacterized. Bases 1 to 1044 code for a protein of 347 amino acids. The transcript has 2 exons. Lineage: Eukaryota; Fungi; Ascomycota; Leotiomycetes; Helotiales; Hyaloscyphaceae. The record is from RefSeq and is a predicted model, not a curated record.
AUGAGCACCCACGCAAUUGCAACUCCGGGAAGCACAGCUGGCCACCAUGCCCUCACUGAGGUAGCUGAGAAGUUGGUAAAGAACCUGCAGGUUCCCCAAGCUGAGCAAGGUCCUCACCUGGACAAUUGGUUCAACAGAGAAGCCUACGACCUCAACGGACAACUUUCCUACUUUGGGUCCCUAGAUUCCGCCGAGAAUUUCUCUCAACUCCUCAAACGAUACUUCAUGCGGUUCAGCAAGUUGACGGUUAUUAUGAAAGAAGGGCCUACGGCAGCACAAUGGGCGAGUGCGAAUCCAUCUCUUUUGGGGCAGGCAUUUCCAGAGAUAUUACACAAUGGGGACAGACGGGCAGACAUUGAGAUAUAUCAACGAUUCAACCGACGCGACACUCCUGAGGCAGAACUACUCGAUUACUUGGGCACCCUGCUUCACGAAAUGGUUCACACAGUUCUCGAUAUUACCCCACCGGAUCCUACCAUAUGGAGCGAUAGGUCUUUUGAUACGGGACACGGCCACUCUGGACACGGUCUGCCUUGGCUGAAAGUGGCUGCGGCUGUUGAGCAGUUCGCGACAAGUACUCUAAGGCUCCCAGUUUCACUCGGUCUUCGUACUGAACUGUGGUACGAGUUGCACGACAAUGGAAUCAGCAUAGAGGAGAUAGAUUUCUCACAGAUGAAUAUGGUCAAAAUAGACUUCAUCUCUUAUGUGUUGAGGUUGAGCGGCGUACCGGCCCACGAAUGGAAUUGGGUGGAUCCAAAGUUACCUCCUCCUCCCACCCAAUCUUCUCUACCCAUUCAACAGCCUCCUCUACCCAUUCAACAACCUCCUCUACUCAUUCAACAGCCCCCUCCACCCAUUCAACCUCCUCUACCUCCGACUCAAAAUAAUGAUUUAGAGGAGGAUCUCAGCGGUGACGAGAUGGGCGAGACGGACGAACAAGAGUAUUCAGGGGAAGACGCAAGCGAAUACGAGGACAUGGCGGUGGAUUCGACAGACGGCGGUGAUGUUGACGAAUCAGGCGAUGAAGGAAUACUAGAUCAUUGA